GCUAGAUAUGCUAUGAUUCUGUUCUCAGAAACACACUGAAUACAGUGCAGUUGUUUGUUGAGAAUACAAAGGCAGCUCUGCACUUACAGAUUACUCGUUGUUUACAAUAUACAUGACUGAUUAAUGGUCCAGUAAACGAUGAACGUCAUGAAUACAACUGAUUUUCAGACGCAGUUAACAUCAAUACUGGAACUGUUAGCGAAAAGCGCUGUUGCUGAAAUAAGCAAACUAUUCGAGGAGAAUUCAUUGUUGCUGCGAUUGGAGAUUUCACGAUGUACAAACGAAAAUGAAUCUCUGAAAAAGAAAUGUAAUUUUUUGGAGAGUGAACUUCAGUCUGCCCGGAAAACCGCUGGAAAGACGAACGAAGCUCCGUUCAGCCGCACUGGACUUACAGGGUCUGCACGACGCCCUUCCAUCGACAAUGUGUUUAGUAAGGAAUGGUGCAUGAACUUCUGGAGACACGAGGAGUCAAAUGCUGGAGAGCAAGAGGAUGCACAUCAGGACUCUUCGGGCAUGGCAGAAGAUCCAGUAAGUUUGCUGGAUGAUGAAGAGGAUGAAGAGCCAGAUAUGAUCAUGAUCAAGGAGGAGACAUUUGAAGAUUGCUCUGGGAAGAAUAAACCUGACGAAGAAGAAAUGAGCAGUUUGACAGGACCAGCAAUGUCAAGUGAUGAGAGAUGUAAUGACCAGAACUGUGAAGAUUACAUCACAUACACUGUGCCUUCAGAUGAACAAGCCCAAUUGAACGUACAGCAGCCACAACCAGAAGAGCAAAGUCUUCACGGGACGAUUUCAACACACGGACACAACACAACAGAGCAAAAUUUUCCCAGCACACACAACCCCACGAGUGUUUCAGAAGAGAAAAGGUUUGAGUGUGUGUUUUGUCAAAGAACUUUCAACAAACUAACCUACCUAAAAGCACACAUGCGAACACACUCUGGAGAAAAGCCUUUUGUCUGUACUGUGUGUGGUAAAAGAUUUGCGCAAAAAACGUACCUCCGAAUACACCAGCGCACACACUCCGGUGAAAGGCCGUACUCGUGCAUGGAGUGUGGAAAGAGUUUUGCCCAAAAAAGCUCUCUAAACGUGCAUCUCCGAAGCCACACCGGUGAAAAGCCGUACAGCUGUUCAGAGUGCGGUAAAAGUUACGCGUACAAACAGGGUUUCAAUACACACCAGUGCUUUAGUUAGACUCGUACGCACUGCAGUAGGGUUGGGCGAUGUCGACCAAUUUGGCAUCAUAUGAUGUCUAAUGUGAAACAUCGCGAUGGAUGAUGGCAUCGUUAUCAUAGGUGGCGGUGAAUUAAUUAUUUAUGAAUAAUUAAUUAAUUCAUAACAAAUUAAUUAUUUGUAGCCUACCGUUUCAACUACCUGACCCGCAUGGUCUUCAUUUUAGCCAU
Molecule: messenger RNA, 1400 nt
Organism: Danio aesculapii
Lineage: Eukaryota; Metazoa; Chordata; Actinopteri; Cypriniformes; Danionidae
Product: zinc finger protein 382-like
Exons: 4
Coding region: 139-1191 (350 amino acids)
Biological process (GO): regulation of transcription by RNA polymerase II
Molecular function (GO): RNA polymerase II cis-regulatory region sequence-specific DNA binding; DNA-binding transcription factor activity, RNA polymerase II-specific
Source: RefSeq, a predicted model, not a curated record